Molecule: messenger RNA, 687 nt
Organism: Plasmodium yoelii
Lineage: Eukaryota; Apicomplexa; Aconoidasida; Haemosporida; Plasmodiidae
Product: conserved Plasmodium protein, unknown function
Exons: 8
Coding region: 1-687 (228 amino acids)
Source: RefSeq, a predicted model, not a curated record
AUGGAAUAUUUAAUAUUAGAAGAAAAAUAUAAAAAUCUUCUGAAUAAAUCUAAUUAUGAAAAAACUGUCCUUAAGAAAGAAACCGAAGCUCUUCAAAAAAAAAUAGAGAAUUUAGAAUCUGCAUAUAUUGAAAAGGAAAGUAAAAUAAAUGAAAUAACCGAGGAAAAGGAAAAGCUCAAAGAUAAUUUGUUUGAAAUAAAAAAGGAAAAUAAAGAUUUAAAAGAACAUAUUUCUAAACUUAAUGAAAAAAUAGUAGACAUAUCGAAUGUUUGCAAAACAUAUAGAAGGAUGAUCAAAAUCAGGAACACAGAAUUACAAGAGACAGAGAUUCUCAUUUCUGAAAAUAUAAACUUAAGGAAAAAUAUAGAAGAUAUAGAAAAGGAUAAAAUGUACUUAGAAUCAGAAUUGAAGGAAAAAAUAAAUAUCAUAAAUUUAAUAAAGAAUAAAUACAAAAAAAAUAUAUCAAGAUUAUUGGAAAAUUAUAAUGAAAAGGAUAAAAAUAUAUAUGAGUUUCAAAACUUCAUUAUUCAAGAGCUGAACAAUCUAAAAAUCGAUAUUAACGAAGAAAAUGAAAAUCAAUACUGUGACCAAAGUGUGAUGAAUAACAAAAUUAUGAAUAUAUGUUUUUACAUCGAUACGCUAGCUAAAAAGUUGGAGGAAAAAAUGAAUAUAUCAUUAACGAGAUAG